AUGCACGCACGACUCCUCCCCCUCGCCGCUCUUGCGGUAGGCCUUGUCAACGCAACUCCCAUCUCCCAAUCCCUACCUCCUCCGUCGGUUCUCGAACAACGUCAAACACUAGCGACGAGUCCAGGCGCUAUCGCUUGCAGCAACCUUGCCACAAGUCUUGGGGCAAGCAAAGUGCAGCAGCCCAUCAGUCUUGAGUACCAGACAUCCAAGUUCAAAUAUUGGAAUGCGGUGCAGUCAAAGUACAACCCGACUUGUGCCAUCUAUCCCACCUUCGCGCAAGAUGUAUCGGUGGCACUCAAAGUCAUCAAGGCCGCAAAGUCGAGGUUCGCCAUCAAAGCCGCAGGACACAACCCAAACACUUUCUUCUCGAGCGUCGAUCAAGGUGUGCUCAUCGACCUAAACUCCAUGACAACGAGGACAUAUGAUGCGUCCACCACUAUCGGGACCUAUCAGCCGGGUGGUACCUUUGGCGAUGUGUACAACUACUUCCAGCAGUACGGUCGUACUGUUGUUGGUGCUCGAUUGGCAGGUGUCGGAACCGGCCUUGCUCUGGGUGGCGGCUUGAGCUACCUCUCUCCUCAGUACGGCCUGGCAUGCGACAGCUUCAGGGAGCUAGAGGUCGUCCUUCCGAAUGGCAAGAUCGUGACCGCAUCGCCAACGCAGAACUCUGACCUCUUCUUCGCUGAUCGCGGUGGAGGAGGCAAUGCUUAUGGUGUGGUUACCAAGUACACCAUACAGACAAGGCCUUCAGGCACGUUCUACGCUGGCAACAUCAUCUACCUGUUCAACAACUCCGCCGUCCUCGAAGCGAUCCGUAACUUUGUUGAGUACAACACGGAUCCCAAGGCAUCUAUCAUCGGCACAUACGAGAAGUUGAGCACACCAUCCGUCGGCGCCCUUGAUCUGGAUCAAGCAAUCAUCAUGUUCCUCGUGUAUGACGGGCCAAACUCGGGAGACGCCUUCAAGAACUUUACCAGUAUCCCGCACCUGCUGAACACGCUCGGGCCAAAGUCAUACCCAGAAGUGGUCAACAUGCCAAUCCCACUCUCUACCGAUAUCAGCAGAGGCGACAACAUCUUCCGAGUCCAAGUCCACCGCGUCAACGACCAGUCCUACCAACAAGCUUUCGACGCAUGGGAGAAGUGGUGCGAGACCAACAAGGGCAAAUACAUCCUGUCCUCGCUGGACUUCCAGCCAAUUCCAAAGUCUCUGACAGACGCAUCAAAGUCACAAAAUGGCGGUAAUGCAAUGCAAAUGCCAGAUGGACCAUGGUUCUGGCUCAACUACCUCAUCUCAACACCACCGACGCUCACGUCGUCACAGUACGAUGCUGUACAGGCAAGCUUCCGAGACAUGGUUAACUCUGUGCCGAAUGCUGCUGGCUUGCCACUGUUCAUCAAUGACGCAAACUACGACCAGAAUCCGUUGAAGACAUUUAGCACCUAUUCCAGGCUGCAAAAAAUCAAGAAGAAUUAUGACCCAGAUAACUUCUUUGCGAAAUAUACCGGUGGAUGGAACUUCAACGCAUAG
Molecule: messenger RNA, 1530 nt
Organism: Fulvia fulva
Lineage: Eukaryota; Fungi; Ascomycota; Dothideomycetes; Mycosphaerellales; Mycosphaerellaceae
Exons: 1
Coding region: 1-1530 (509 amino acids)
Molecular function (GO): oxidoreductase activity; FAD binding
Source: RefSeq, a predicted model, not a curated record